AUGUGGGGUAAACUCUUCCAUUUUGCGGCAGAUGCUAUGCUUAUUACCACUGUGCUUGCCGGUAUUAAGCGCAACACCGGAUUGCAAAUCGCCACUUCGAAAAUCGAAGACAACAAUAUCCGGUCAUAUCUUGACAAGUACCUCGACUUUGGUGAUACAUUAUUAGACCAGGCCGUCUAUCAAAUGCAGAAAUCCGGCUACUUUGAACGCAAAUAG
Radiomyces spectabilis is the source of this 216-nucleotide messenger RNA. RefSeq lists its product as uncharacterized. Bases 1 to 216 code for a protein of 71 amino acids. Lineage: Eukaryota; Fungi; Mucoromycota; Mucoromycetes; Mucorales; Radiomycetaceae. The transcript has 2 exons. The record is from RefSeq and is a predicted model, not a curated record. Gene Ontology annotation, cellular component: cytoplasm.